CGCCAUCUGGCGACACUCCGUCCGUACAUAAAGACGUCACGUGAUAAGGCUUUAUCGCUAGGCAACGUGAUCGAGUUUUGGAGCUUAAUCAAAGGAUCAUCGAACCAGGGAAUUAUUUACUUCCUCGUCAUGGGUAGAUAUAACGUCAAGAUGGGAAUAAUUGGAGGCUCCGGUCUGGACGACCCGGCCAACCAAAUCAUGAAAAGUCGGUCGAAAGUAAAGCGAGAGGACGCCAAGAACGAGUUUGGUCUGCCAACGAGCGAUCUCUACCAAGGAACCAUCUCUGGCGUGGAUGUAGUACUAUUAUCUAGGCAUGGAGUAGGUCAUAAAAUAGGCCCCAGUGAGGUGAAUUAUCGCGCAAAUAUGGAGGCAUUACGUGUGCUGGGGUGCACGCAUGUGUUGGCAUCCACAGCUUGUGGGUCCUUGGUCGAAACCAUCGACCGGGGACAAUUGGUCGUUCCGGAUAGUUUUUUGGACAGAACUGUGAAAAGAGCCGGCACUUUCUACGACGGUACUUCGAAGAAAUAUGCAGGUGUGUGUCACUUACCAAUGGAGCCGGCAUUCGACCCGAAGACUUCUCAGGUGUUGGUGAGGGCUGCGAAAGAAUUAGGGUUAUCCAUCAAAAACGGAGGGACGGUAGUCACGAUCGAAGGGCCACGUUUCUCGUCAAAAGCUGAGAGUAACGCGCUCCGGUUAUGGGGAGGUCAUUUGGUGAACAUGACGACGUGUCCUGAGGUAUUCCUGGCAAAAGAAGCUGGACUUCUUUACGCCGCGGUUGCGAUGGCGACGGACUACGAUUGCUGGAGGGAUUGCGAUGAAAAAGUCCACGCCGCGGAUGUGAUCGCAAUAUUUAAACAAAAUGUCAGCAAAGUUACAGACCUCCUCAUCAAGGCCAUAGAGUUGGUUGGGGAAGAAAAUUGGGAGCAAGAUAUCGACGAUCUUAAGACUUUGGUGGCCACCAGCAACGUGUCGGCGAAAGAUUGAGUGCUGUCAACAUAAAAUAACGGAAUUACUUUAACGCAACAAUCCUUGUGAAGCUAAUAAACGUCAAUGUCAGUGCCAA
Molecule: messenger RNA, 1063 nt
Organism: Orussus abietinus
Lineage: Eukaryota; Metazoa; Arthropoda; Insecta; Hymenoptera; Orussidae
Product: S-methyl-5'-thioadenosine phosphorylase
Exons: 6
Coding region: 130-984 (284 amino acids)
Biological process (GO): nucleoside metabolic process
Cellular component (GO): cytosol
Molecular function (GO): S-methyl-5-thioadenosine phosphorylase activity
Source: RefSeq, a predicted model, not a curated record